Spea bombifrons (plains spadefoot toad) is the source of this 2818-nucleotide messenger RNA. It is a transcript of the gene FTSJ3, whose product is annotated as FtsJ RNA 2'-O-methyltransferase 3. The transcript has 22 exons. Lineage: Eukaryota; Metazoa; Chordata; Amphibia; Anura; Pelobatidae. Gene Ontology annotation, biological process: maturation of LSU-rRNA from tricistronic rRNA transcript (SSU-rRNA, 5.8S rRNA, LSU-rRNA); maturation of 5.8S rRNA from tricistronic rRNA transcript (SSU-rRNA, 5.8S rRNA, LSU-rRNA); rRNA methylation. The record is from RefSeq and is a predicted model, not a curated record. The coding region runs from base 98 to 2605 and encodes 835 amino acids. Gene Ontology annotation, cellular component: nucleolus; nucleus; preribosome, large subunit precursor. Gene Ontology annotation, molecular function: rRNA (guanine) methyltransferase activity; rRNA (uridine-2'-O-ribose)-methyltransferase activity.
AGUUGUUUGUGCGACUUACCGGAAACGCCUCCAUUCCGUCGAGCUUGCUGUCUUACCACGUGAAAGUUUUAGAGAGUUGGCAACCUUUUGACGCAAGAUGGGCAAGAAAGGAAAAAUCGGGAAAAGUCGAAAGGAUAAAUUUUAUCAUUUAGCAAAGGAGACAGGUUACCGCUCUCGGUCGGCCUUUAAACUCAUACAGCUGAAUAGAAAGUUUCAGUUUCUACAGAAAGCCCGUGCGCUGGUGGAUCUGUGUGCUGCUCCGGGGGGCUGGCUUCAGGUUGCAUCAAAGUUUAUGCCGGUCUCCAGUCUGAUUAUAGGAGUGGACCUUGUGCCUAUUAAACCAAUUCCUAACGUAGUGACCUUUCAGGAGGAUAUAACCAGUGACUCUUGCAGGCAGGCAAUUAAAAAGCAGCUGCAGACUUGGAAGGCAGAUGUUGUUCUGAAUGAUGGAGCUCCUAAUGUGGGAGCCAACUGGACACAUGAUGCUUUCUCACAAGUACACCUCUCUCUUAUGGCGCUUCGUCUGGCUUGUGAUUGUUUGGCGAAAGGCGGCUGGUUUAUUACUAAGGUUUUCCGCUCCUCGGAUUAUCAGUCCCUACUGUGGAUCCUGCAGCAGUUCUUCAAGAAAGUGAGCUCCACAAAACCCCAGGCCUCUCGUAGCGAAAGUGCUGAGAUUUUUGUGGUAUGCCAAGGAUAUUUUGCUCCAGAUAAAAUAGACAGCCGAUUCUUUGAUCCCAAAUUUGCUUUUAAAGACGUGGAAGGUCCUGUACAGACAGUCUCUCAGCUUGUGUCUCAAAAAAAGCCCAAGGCAGAGGGUUAUGCGGAAGGAUCACUCACUCUCUAUAAUCGGGUAUCCCUGAUUGAUUUCCUUAGAACUCCAAAUCCAGUGGACUUUUUGUCAAAGACCAGUGAGAUUGCUUUGGAUCAUCCAGAACUUGAGAAGCAUACAGCUACAACCGAUGACAUCCGUGAAUGCUGCCGAGACAUCAAAGUUCUGGGUCGCAAGGAACUCAGGUCACUUUUAAGCUGGCGGACAAAGUUACGCAGAUAUCUUGCAAAGCAAUUCAAGGAAUCAAAGGAAUCAGGAAAGGAAAUAAAUCUUAGCUCUGGUGAGGAGGAAGAUGGGGAAGAAGAAGAAAAAAGCCCUGCAGUUGCAUUGGAGGAUGAAAAUGAGGAACUUGACAGGAAGCUGGCAGAAGUGAAGGCUGAAGAGCUUGCCACUCUGAAAAGAAAGAAAAAACGCCUAUUGAAGACACUACAACGCCAGAGAGAACGAGUAGAGCUUAAAAUGGAUCUCCCUGGUGUGUCUAUUGCUGAUGAGGGGGAAACAGGCAUGUUUUCAUUGCGUUCCAUUGGCAAGAGUGAGCUCUUACAGUCCCUCUCUCAUGGUGACAUGUCUAUGGCAGACUCCCUUGUGUCAAAUGGUAUGAUCUGCGAUGGAGAUGUAGUCCUCUCUGACGAUGAAGGGUCAGUAGGAGACGAUGAAAUCUCUCUUGCAAGCGAUAUUGAGGAUGAAGACCUUCAGGAAGUGAGAGCACGGGAAGAAAACGCUAGGAAGACGUGCAUAAAGGAGGCUCCUUCCAUUGAGCAGUCUCAGGAAGAUGAGAAGGAAGAAACAAAUCCACUACUCGUUUCUCUUGAGGAAAAGUCCGAGCGUCAGCAAAGAGACACAAACCUAUGGUUUGGAAAAGGUGUUUUUUCCUCAAUGGAUUUUGAUGCAGAUGAAGAUCUGGAGAUUAAACAGACACAGCUGUUGAGGGAAAAGAAUGGAGAGAAGCCACUGAAAAAAGUAAAAGACAAAAAGAACAAGAAAGCCUUCAAAGGUACUGAGGGAACAGCAGCAGAGAGCCCAGAAGAGAAUCUAGAGACACAAAGCUCUGGAGAGAAGAUGGCACCCGUUACAGACAAUGCAGAUGGCGAUCUUAGUGAGUCAGACAGCGACAGCAGUGAGGAUGAAAAGGAUAUCAAGUCCAUGAAAAGAAAACAUAAACGGAAAAGAGACCAAGGAGAGGAUGAGACAGCUGACUUUGAAGUGGUUCCGGUAGAGCGUCCAGUGAAACGUACCCGUGUCUUGAACCCAGAAGGUCUUGCUAUUGGAACAGUUAUUGCUACAUCAAAGAAGUCUACCAGAGAUCUAAUUGACAAGUCCUUCAAUAGGUACGCUUUUAAUGAAGAUGAGGAUGAGCUCCCUGAUUGGUUUGUGACAGAGGAGAAGAAGCACCGAAUUAUUCAGGUCCCCGUGGACCGCCAAACGAUGGAGGAAUAUCGAAAGAGGCAACAGGAACUCAAUGCACGUCCCAUCAAAAAAGUGGCAGAGGCAAAGGCCAGAAAGAAGAGACGGAUGCUAAAGAAAAUGGAGCAAGCUAAGAAGAAGGCCGAAGCUGUGGUAAACACUGUUGACAUCUCAGAGAGGGAAAAAGCCGCACAGCUACGCAGUGUAUAUAAAAAAGCUGGUCUUGGAAAAGAGAAGCGCCAGGUUACAUAUGUGGUGUCUAAGAAGGGUGUUGGGCGAAAGGUUCGUCGUCCAGCUGGAGUCAAGGGUCAGUUCAAGGUUGUAGAUGCAAGGAUGAAGAAGGACAUGAGAAGUCAACGAGGGAGGAAGUAAUCUUGAAUAAAGGAGCAUCUACUUCCUAUUAUUGACAGCUUCUUGAUCAAACUUCCAGAGGUUUUGUACUUGGAGUUUUAUCAUUGGAAUUUACAUAUUAAUGAUGGACUAAAACUGAUCAAUUUAUUUUAUUCUCGGAAGUGGAAGCAGGACCAUUGAUCACUUUCUGUUGCCAUGUGUCACGGAUUGUAAUUAAAAGACUCUUCCCCUGGA